UCCCCCGGCGGCAGCGGCGGCGGCAGCAGCAGAGCCCACUGUCCGGGCCCCGAUGAGUAACUCCCGGAAUAACCGGGUGAUGGUGGAAGGGGUCGGGGCCCGGGUAGUGCGCGGCCCGGACUGGAAGUGGGGGAAACAGGACGGCGGCGAGGGCCAUGUGGGCACUGUCCGGAGCUUCGAGAGCCCCGAGGAGGUGGUGGUGGUGUGGGACAACGGCACCGCCGCCAACUACCGCUGCUCCGGGGCCUACGACCUGCGCAUCCUGGAUAGCGCACCCACGGGCAUCAAACACGAUGGAACCAUGUGUGAUACCUGCCGCCAACAACCUAUCAUUGGCAUUCGAUGGAAAUGUGCGGAAUGUACAAAUUAUGAUUUGUGCACAGUUUGUUAUCAUGGAGAUAAACAUCAUUUAAGACAUCGCUUUUAUAGAAUUACUACACCUGGAAGUGAGCGGGUUUUGUUAGAAUCCCGUAGAAAAUCUAAGAAGAUUACAGCCAGAGGAAUCUUUGCAGGUGCCAGAGUGGUACGAGGAGUAGACUGGCAAUGGGAAGAUCAAGAUGGUGGAAAUGGGCGUAGGGGAAAGGUAACUGAAAUCCAGGACUGGAGUGCAUCAAGCCCACACAGCGCAGCAUAUGUUCUUUGGGAUAAUGGUGCUAAGAACCUUUACAGAGUUGGCUUUGAGGGCAUGUCUGAUCUGAAGUGUGUCCAGGAUGCCAAAGGAGGUUCUUUCUACAGAGAUCACUGCCCUGUUCUAGGUGAGCAAAAUGGUAACAGGAAUCCUGGUGGAUUACAGAUUGGUGACCUGGUAAAUAUAGAUCUUGACCUAGAAAUUGUGCAGUCUUUGCAGCACGGCCAUGGAGGAUGGACUGAUGGCAUGUUUGAGACUUUAACUACAACUGGAACCGUUUGUGGCAUUGAUGAAGAUCAUGACAUUGUAGUACAGUAUCCAAGUGGCAAUAGGUGGACUUUCAAUCCUGCUGUUCUCACUAAAGCAAAUAUUGUCCGAAGUGGGGAUGCUGCUCAAGGUGCAGAAGGAGGCACUUCCCAGUUCCAAGUUGGUGAUCUUGUACAAGUUUGUUAUGAUCUGGAAAGAAUUAAACUUCUCCAGAGAGGACAUGGAGAAUGGGCUGAAGCUAUGCUUCCGACUUUAGGUAAAGUUGGCCGAGUACAACAGAUUUAUUCAGACAGUGAUUUAAAGGUGGAAGUUUGUGGAACAUCUUGGACAUACAACCCAGCGGCCGUUUCCAAGGUGGCAUCUGCAGGAUCAGCCAUUAGCAAUGCAUCUGGUGAGAGACUCUCCCAACUCCUGAAGAAAUUAUUUGAAACCCAAGAAUCUGGUGACCUCAAUGAAGAAUUAGUUAAGGCUGCUGCCAAUGGAGAUGUUGCUAAAGUGGAAGAUUUGCUAAAAAGACCAGAUGUGGAUGUAAAUGGGCAGUGUGCUGGCCACACAGCUAUGCAGGCUGCUAGUCAGAAUGGACAUGUUGACAUUUUGAAGUUACUUUUGAAGCAAAAUGUGGAUGUAGAAGCAGAGGAUAAAGAUGGAGAUAGAGCAGUUCACCAUGCAGCUUUUGGAGAUGAAGGUGCUGUUAUAGAAGUACUGCACCGAGGCAGCGCUGAUUUGAAUGCUCGCAACAAGCGCAGACAGACGCCACUUCAUAUUGCUGUCAAUAAAGGCCAUCUUCAGGUUGUGAAGACUUUAUUGGACUUUGGCUGUCAUCCCAGUCUCCAGGAUUCUGAAGGCGAUACCCCUCUUCAUGAUGCAAUCAGUAAGAAACGUGAUGAUAUCCUGGCAGUUCUUCUGGAAGCUGGAGCAGAUGUUACCAUCACAAAUAAUAAUGGAUUUAAUGCUCUACACCAUGCGGCACUCAGAGGAAAUCCCAGUGCAAUGCGUGUUUUACUGUCUAAAUUACCAAGACCUUGGAUUGUGGAUGAGAAGAAAGAUGAUGGGUAUACUGCCUUGCAUCUGGCUGCCCUUAAUAAUCACGUAGAAGUGGCUGAGCUGUUAGUACAUCAGGGUAAUGCAAACCUGGAUAUCCAGAAUGUUAAUCAGCAGACUGCCCUGCACCUUGCUGUUGAGCGCCAGCACACCCAGAUUGUCAGGCUUUUGGUCCGUGCAGGUGCUAAACUAGAUAUUCAAGAUAAGGAUGGGGAUACUCCUUUGCAUGAAGCUCUCAGACAUCACACUUUGUCUCAACUUCGUCAGCUCCAAGAUAUGCAAGAUGUGGGAAAGGUUGAUGCUGCCUGGGAGCCAUCCAAAAACACAUUGAUAAUGGGGCUUGGUACCCAGGGGGCAGAGAAGAAGAGUGCAGCAUCUAUUGCCUGUUUCUUGGCAGCCAAUGGCGCUGACCUUAGCAUUCGGAAUAAGAAGGGUCAGUCACCACUUGAUCUCUGUCCUGAUCCGAGUCUCUGCAAAGCACUGGCAAAAUGUCAUAAAGAAAAAGUCAGUGGUCAAGUAGGUUCUCGGAGCCCUUCUAUGAUUAGUAAUGAUUCUGAAACCUUGGAAGAGUGUGUGGUGUGCUCAGAUAUGAAGAGAGAUACUCUUUUUGGCCCAUGUGGUCAUAUUGCUACCUGUUCUUUAUGUUCUCCACGAGUCAAGAAAUGUCUCAUCUGUAAAGAACAAGUGCAGUCCAGGACAAAGAUUGAAGAAUGUGUGGUAUGCUCUGACAAGAAAGCAGCUGUUCUUUUUCAGCCUUGUGGACACAUGUGUGCUUGUGAGAACUGUGCCAGUCUGAUGAAAAAGUGUGUGCAGUGUCGGGCGGUCGUGGAACGGAGAGUGCCUUUCAUCAUGUGUUGUGGCGGGAAAAGUGCCGAAGACACCACUGAUGACAUCUCAGGUGGGAAUAUUCCAGUGUUACAGAAGGACAAGGAUAAUACCAAUGUCAACGCAGACGUGCAGAAGCUGCAGCAGCAGUUACAGGACAUUAAAGAGCAGACCAUGUGUCCUGUAUGUUUGGAUCGUCUGAAGAACAUGAUUUUCCUCUGUGGUCAUGGAACAUGCCAGCUCUGUGGAGACCGAAUGAGUGAAUGUCCUAUUUGUCGCAAGGCUAUUGAGCGGAGAAUUCUUUUGUAUUAACUAAGAAGCACAGUGUGUUUCGUUAGUGAAAGUAUUUGGUCAUGAGAUGUUAGUAAACUUUUAAGCCAGUUGGAGGUUCCAAUGAAUUAAUUUCUAAUUAUCAUAGUUUCUUCACUAGAGUGUAAUUAGGGUAAAUAUACGAGAACAUGAAAACCCUACAAAACAGUGUUUGAAACCAUGUUGUUGUUUGUUUUUCCUAAUUUGAAGCAUCCGAUCUGUGUUAAUUCAUAGGUAAUUCACUUUUAGCUUCUAAGGGUAAAAUUCUGUAACAAUCUCCUGUUAUUUUUUCUUUCCAUUGCAUUUCCUCUUACAGUUUAUAAAUUUAUUAGACCUCAAAAGACAUAAUUCCUUGUGAUCAGUUAUCCUUCAAUUUACCAUGAUUUUAUACAGUGAAUUGACAAAGGUAUUGAGAAAAGUCAUGCAUCAAAUUAAAGGGGCAAGUCAAACCAUUAGGUCCCCCUAUAUUAAAUGAUAAAAUUACAGUCCAGGUUUCACACAGUUAAUGGCAUAUUGAAGGGUGUAUUCUCUAUAAGAUAACAAUGUUUUCCAAACGAUUGUUUCUAAGUUUCUAGAGUAAACAGUAGCAUAGAAUGAGAGAAUAAUGACUUUGCAUUCAGCUUAUUUUCUAGAUUUAAGAGGAAAAUUGUUCAACUUGAAUCCGAUUGUCAGUUUCAAAAAGACCGAUAGACACAAAAAAGGCAAAAUAAGCAAUCACAGUGAAGACUUGAAAUCAAAAAAGUAUCCAGUGAAAGAGUACCUAUUAACUGACCACUAACAGUAGCUUUCUCAUAUUAACUGUCAGUGAAAAAGUAUACCUCAGUUUUCCACAAGGCUACCUAUCCAGGCUUGAUCUGACCAGUGCAAUGAUACUGCCCUAUUUGGGCCUCUGAGUUCCAUUCAGCUUUUCUGAUGUACCGAGUAGUUUAGUACCCCAUGAUUUGAGAAGGUUAACGCAUUGACCAAAGCAGCAAUCUUUUCGUCUCCAGACUCACUAAUUCUAACAGUGUUACCGAUUCUACCUUCAUCAUAGGCCUCAGUUAGUAGAACUUAAUAUAAAUAAAACAGUCCCUCUUUAUACCUACAGAUGAGGAUAUUGUCUGAACUGUCAACAAUAUCAAAAGCAUAAUAAAUAACCUAAUAAUAAAUACUUACUUUGGAAAGAGUGACCAGGAUAUUUACAGGAAUAUGUCUGAUUGCCUAUAGAUUUUUUUUUUUAAACGUAAGCUCUAACUGUAGAGCAUCUAAUCAUGUCCUCUUCUUUGAAUGAGUAAAAUCUUAACACGUCUAGGAUAAAUGAAAUGUGUUCAGAUUCAUUGCUGCUAGAUUAUAAAUGUAUUAGCUGUUUAUAGUAGUGUCUACUAUAUACUGUGCGUAAGCUUACUCUUAAGGAUAGGUAUCUUUUUUGUAGUUUUUUCCCCGCCUUUGACCCGACUAGCUUUUUUUACUUCAUUGUUUCUACUACAAGAACUAAAUUUGAAAGUAGAAAGUCUCCAGAUGUUAUAAUACCGUGUUUCUGGCUAUUUGAUUGCUGUUGCCUUAGGCAAGUACUGAUAAAAGCAAUGGUGAGCUUUGCUGUCUCAUUUUUUAGUCUCAGCGAUUCUGUAUCUUGUGUUUAGCUUUGUAACUGUUAUCAUUUAGAAUGGUAAAAUUUGAAAAUGUAUUUAGACUCUACUCAGUUGUCUAAUAAAGGGCCACUGAGGUUAUUUUUUGCACCAUAUUUUGAAGUUAUAAAACUGACCGAUGAUAUUCAUAGAAAGAAACAGACUAUCUUCUUGCAUAUUUGAAAACACCUUAAAUCAGGAUUUACCUUUUCCUCCAUGCCAUAGGCCAGCCAUCUCUUUUGCACUAGAUCAAGCAGUAAAGAAGGAGCACCUUGCAGACUUGGGAAUAGUUUGGCCAACCAGAGAGUUGAAUGAUCUGCAGCAAUACUUUACAAAUCCUUUUUAUUUAUCUUCUGGACUACAGUGCUAAAACUUAUAUCCUUGAAAGAUAAUUUUAUAUUCCAGACUAGUUUAAUUACCCCUCCAUAUUAAAAAUAUGAAAACGUACAAACAUCUAUUAUAAAAGUCAAAAAGUUACUAUAAUUUUAGUGCCAGGUACUUGUGGUUUUUCUGUAUUGUACCACUUGGAGGUUUGCUUUAUAAAUAGGAAAUAUUUCACCAUUCAUGUUUUCAAGCACCUGAUAAAUUAUUUAAAAAAUUUUGGGGGUUUGUGAAAGAGAAUAAAAUUAAGAACUUAAUCGUUCAAGUGACUUUCCUCCAACUCUGUGAAACUGCUCCCUCUCCCUGUGUCUCUGAGCUGUGCUUUCCCGAUUAGGGGAUUCCCUUCUCACUGUCGCCUCUUUAUCCCGUGCCUCAGAAGAAGUUUUAUUUUCCUAGAAUCAUCUUUUUAAAAUAACAGGCUUGCAUUCAUCCAAAAAAGUAUUUAUUGGGUAACCACUGUGCUUCAGGGGCUAGAUUCACAAAAUUUAAAAAAAGUGGUCAACAUCUUAGGCCAUACAGAAUUUCUUGUGCAACAGUUGUGUAUAUGAAGUAAUGUUUAGUCAAAAGGAAGGGACUCAAAGGUACUGAUAACAUUGCUUCCUCGUGUUUCAGAAGAGUUGCCAUUAAUGAAGUGGUAUUUGGGGUCUCUCUCUGUACUCCUUCACUCCUUUAAUCUUCUAGCUAGGAUUGUCUGUUUUGUUACUCAAAACACACAGUUUACCAGAUGGUGCUAUUCUGAUAGUUUUUGUUCACAUAAAUUAACAUUCUUCUCAUUGCUUAUACUGUAUACAUAUUUAAUUUUAUAGGAGCAUGAAGGUUUUUCAAGACAAGAUCAUUUUGUAUUAGUGUAGGAAUAUUACAUUAGACAUGUUCAUUCAGUUUAGCUGGCCGAAUUAAAUGCUUGAUUAAGAUAUUUGUAAUUUUAAACAUCACAAAUUGACCAGCUAGCUACUGGGGCAUAAAUUAAUUGGUAAACAAUGUUGGAAAUAACUUACUUAAAUUUCUGUCUUUGUUGACUUACAGCCUUUAACACCAUUUUAGCGUAUUGAAGUAAAUGCUGCUUACAAUUUGUCCGAUUCAGAUUUCUGUGUUUCAGAGCUUACUGGGUCAUUUUUACGUGGUAGAAACCUAUUGUGUAGUUAUGUGUUGUCCAAAUGCUGUUCUUUAUUUAUCUCAAAUCUGGACCCUUACUGGACUAGGAAGUAGUUAAACUUAUGAACCAAGAGAAGUAGGAGUGGGAUAGGAUAGGGAGGGCAGUGAGAUUGCAGGAAGUAGGAAAGAGAAAAAUCAGUGUUCGAGUGUAGAGAAAAAAAGAGGAUCAUGUAGUUUUCAUCAAAGCAAGAAGUUGAGUGUAUUUAAUCGAACAAUAAAAAGGGUAUAUCGACUUACCAGUUUUUAGAGUAGUUUAAUGGAUAAUUGCUUUGUAAAUCAUAGGCUUUAAUAGAGCUUGCUUUUUUUUUUUUUUUUAAAUCCAGAAGGAAAAGCACUUAUCUUCUGAGUGUCUAAAAUAUUUUAUAGUAAUAAUUUUGUAAAAAUCGAAUUUUGGAGUAGAAUUUUGACCAUAUAUAAAUCAAGAAACACCUGAAUUAUCUUAGUAGUUUGUGUUUGCAAGACCUAAACUCAUGGUAAACAUCAAGUUUCUAAAAUUUUGGGAUUACUGCAUUUCUUCUCUCCUUCCCCUUCGUUAAAGUAUUGAUAACAAUAAUAAUUGAGUAAGUUUUAAAUGUCUUUAAAUUGGAAGGGUUUGUUAUUUCAUCUUGAGCCAGGGAGGAGAAACAAAUUUUAAACAUUGGAAUUAGGGGCUCUGAAUUUGUACUAAAUUGAGACGGUAAUAGAUUUUCACAAAUUAUGUGUGCCUUGUUGUUAAAAAUGUCAGUUGUUUUCAGUCUACUUGUUCGAAAUAUUUUUUUUCUCUUAAAAAAAGCAAUCUAAUUUCAUUUGCUUGAAUGUUAUGAUAGGAAUGCUUACUGAUAUUACUUGAUAAUCAUAUAUAGACUUGGAACUUUAAGGUAUAUAUACACAUAUGUAACUAGCAGUAUUAAUAAUUACAGUUGUACUUCUUUAAAACAUUAAAUUUGAGGAAACUAUUAAAUUCUGUCUCGUGUACAUUGCUUUGUUACGGUGAGGGAAAACUUUAGAAUGAGCCUCAAUUUACUGAUAAAUUGUUAGUAGUGGAUGAAAAUACAUUGCAAAAAUCUGAACUAGAUAGUGAAGCUGAUGAAAUUGUAAGUUGCUACAUUGGCAUUUUCUACCUCCUUUUCUGUCGGAGUGUUACAUUUUGCAGCAUUUAUUCUUAUUCAUAAGUAGCAAAUGAGAACCUGAGGUUAAAAUUAAGGUUUUUGUUUUGAGAAUUUAAAUAGUAGGUACAGGGGAAGCGACUUGCUACAGCAAUUUGGUGCCUAAAUCCGUGACUACAAGUUACAAUUGACGUGUACAAAAUGUGUAAGAAAGACAGUACUGCUGAGUAUUUCACUUUUCCUGUACAGUCUACUUGAUUUUGUUUCAUAAACACGAUUUCUUUCCUCCAAAAAGCAAAAUGGUCUUGUAAUUUUUUAUAAAACAAACAAACGUGCCAUUUUGUCUGAGAUCUAUAAUUUCAGGAAGCUAUUGGAAGUUCUGACUCAGGGCUUUUUAACAGUUUAAGCAAUUGUUAAAUACACUUUGGAAAAAUCCAUCUAAAUAACUCUUCAGUGCCUUGAAAGAAUUAUUGACUUGGCAACAAGCAUUAACCCUUUACAGAAAGUGGUCUUCAGUGCGUGUGCGUCAUCAUACACAUUUAUAAGUCGUGUUGUUUGGCCCCUGUAAUCACGAUCCUGUAUGUGUGCUGGGUUUGGGUAAUUCUUUAAAGGAAAUUUUCUAGAUUUGCACUGGUAUUUGUUUUUAAAGACUGAUUAUUAAUGGCCAUGACACUGUUACCAGAAAAGUAAUUCUACGUUAAGUCAUUAUGCAAAGUAGUGUGAGUAGCAUCUGGGAAGAGGAGAUAGAGUUCAUACAGGUUGCUAGUUUAGUACGAUAGAAAGAUCUGUUUGGUAAACACAGAUUAUCCUCCCUUCAAAUGAAAAAAACACCCUUUUGUUCAAAUGAUUGUUUUUUUUAAAACCUUUUUAAAAGAAAAUUAUGAAUUGCAUGUCAUUCUUAAUGCUAGGCUUGCUUAGGCUGAAUCUACAAUAUUGAUUUUCUGCUAACUUCAGUAUGCUUGUGCCAUUCUAAAUGCAGUACAUUUGGUGAUAGAAAGCAGUUUUAUUGACUCAGAGCAGUGUUUUGCUUUGUGUUUUUUCCAGUGUUUUAAGCUUUUACUGUCAAUUAAAUUUAAAGUCUUGUUUGUGAGUAUAGUUUCUGUAUGACAAAUGAUUCUUGCUUGUUAGCCUUUGUUUAAAAAAAAAAAAAAA
Molecule: messenger RNA, 8444 nt
Organism: Trichechus manatus latirostris (Florida manatee)
Lineage: Eukaryota; Metazoa; Chordata; Mammalia; Sirenia; Trichechidae
Gene: MIB1
Product: MIB E3 ubiquitin protein ligase 1
Exons: 21
Coding region: 53-3073 (1006 amino acids)
Biological process (GO): protein ubiquitination; endocytosis; Notch signaling pathway
Cellular component (GO): cytoplasm
Molecular function (GO): ubiquitin-protein transferase activity; zinc ion binding; protein binding
Source: RefSeq, a predicted model, not a curated record